Messenger RNA from Drosophila suzukii, 493 nucleotides. RefSeq names its product Odorant-binding protein 22a (gene Obp22a). Gene Ontology annotation, molecular function: odorant binding. NCBI's taxonomy places the organism in Eukaryota, Metazoa, Arthropoda, Insecta, Diptera, Drosophilidae. The record is from RefSeq and is a predicted model, not a curated record.
ACAGAAACACGAUCUGCAAAAUGAGACUGUUGCUGAUCUCCACAUUUCUAGUUAGCCUCUCAGUUCUGGCCAGUUCUCAACCGACCAUUGUCAAAACAGCAAAUGACUGCGCAAAGCUUAACAAAGUUCAACUUAAAGAAGCCAUGGGUAUUAUGAUGAAGUACAAAAUCAAAGCUAGAACGCACAAUGUUAAAUGCUUUAUACACUGCGUCUUCGAGAAAUUGCCUAUACUGGAUGUAGCAAAGAAAAGAUUUAAAGCAGAGGACAAUCAAGUCUGCCUUUCUAUUAAGAAUGACGAUAAGUGCCAAGAAUCCUUCAACAAAUUCGAGUGCUACGUUAAGCUCGAGAAAAAACUCCCUAAGAAUAAAGUACAAAGUCCUAAGUGAGUUAAGAUGAUCGAUUACUUCAUUACUGUGUAGAAAGAUCGGAAACCAUGACACUUUUAUAAAACCUUCUUUUGCUAAAAAUACACUUUGGAAUUUACUAUAAAUUA